AGGAAUCCAGCAAGAGAAGACAGCAAGAUCAAAGGCAGGGAAGUGUAUGGAUGUUGGGGGGUGCUUGGACAUUGGGGAUGAGUGGGAGAUGAGUCUGGGAAGGUAGGCAAGGGCUAGACCAUGAAGGACUUACGUGUCUCCAGCUCUGUGGCUGAAGGGGAGAAAUUAAAGGCUUUUUCAGUAGGGAAUGGCGCGAGCAGACCUAGUUGUACAAGAUCGCUCUGAGGCAGUUUGGAGGGCCAAGCAGUAAGGCCUCAGACCUGCCUUACGUGGUCUUGACCCCAAACUGAUUGUGUCACCCCGGUCCAUACAUGUAGACUUUGGAUACACAGUGACAAAAGAUUUUUACCUGGGAAGGAGUCUUGUGGCCUAACACCCCAUAUGCUACCAGGUGGUGGACAUACUACUUUUCUUUUGAGAAGUUUCAAGUUAAUCGGGAUGGGCACUCCUCAUACCCCCUCUGAGUAAACAGCUCCGGUUAAAAAGCACUGAGGGAGUUGGGCUCUUUCUCUGGUGUAUCAACCAUCAGAAUCAGUGUUCCCCAUAUUUAAGCGUGAUCAAGGCUGGCCGUUUUGGUGGUGGCUGGUAGUAAGGGGAAGGCUAUUGUGUUUCAAAAUGAAAUAAACAGAAAAGCAAUAUUAAAAGAGUGAGGAGGUUGUUUACUGAGGCUUGAAGAGACUACAGGUGCUUCCUUCUGUGUUCAGAAGCAGUGACCCCUGGGAAUUGCAUUUCCCGUUGAGCAGGAGCCCAUGGUGGGCUGAGCCCUGCUAACACCCUGGUGGUAUGAAACCCUGAACAAGCACCACAGAAAACCCAGUGGUUUCCAGGGGGUCUUUUGAGCUUGUCUUGGUGUGAGCAGGUACAAGAUGGGACACACAUACUCACACAGUUUACCCUCAUGCACACUGCCACAUACAUACACACGCACACAAGUAUCACACCACGCUCUGUGGCCACAUCCAAAUGGCCACAGGCUUCUAUGCCAUGUCGUUGUUCAGACCCAGAUGGCCGGCUCCGAAUAUGAAGUGGUCUGUAGCCAGCAGGCUCUGAGGGCGCUCACAGUGGGGUGACGGGCAGUGUCGCUGAAGAGCAAGAGCACCCGUGCCUGCGGUGGGAGGAUGUGAUGACGCUGUGCCCCCACACAGCGGGAACUUGGGCUUUUAAAAAGCCGAGGAAACAUCCUCUGAGCAAGCAGUGGCUACACUGGAGGAAAGCACACCCAGGUCUCACAUUAAAGAAGCCAAGCUGUCUGCUUCAAAGAGAAAAGGCAACAUCCUGUCACAGACCAUGCUCUGGCAAAAACCCCCUGCUCCUGAACAAGCCCCGGCCCCACCCCGGCCAUACCAGGGCGUCCGAGUGAAGGAGCCUGUCAAGGAGCUGCUAAGGAGAAAACGUGGUCACGCCACCAGCGGGGCAGCGGUCGCACCUACUGCGGUGGUGCUCCCUCAUCAGCCCCUGGCGACUUACACCACAGUGGGUCCUUCCUGCCUUGACAUGGAGGUCUCUGCUUCCGCAGUGACUGAGGAGGGGGCCCUGUGUGCCGGCUGGCUCUCCCAGCCUGCCCCAGCUACCCUCCAGCCUCUGGCUCCAUGGACACCCUACACUGAGUAUGUGUCCCAUGAAGCUGUCAGCUGCCCUUACUCAGCUGAUAUGUACGUGCAGCCCGUGUGCCCCAGCUACACGGUUGUAGGGCCCUCCUCGGUGCUGACCUAUGCCUCCCAGCCACUCAUCACCAAUGUCACGACGAGAAGUGCCGCCACACCCACGGUUGGGCCCCAGCUGGACAGCCCAGAGCACCAGACACCCCUCACCUACUUCCCGUGGCCUCAGCCCCUUUCCACACUGCCCACCUCUACCCUGCAGUACCAGCCUCCAGCCCCAGCCCUGCCUGGGCCCCAGUUUGUCCAGCUCCCUUUCUCCAUCCCGGAACCCGUCCUCCAGGACAUGGAAGACCCCAGGAGAGCCAUCAGUUCCCUGACCAUCGACAAGCUGCUUUUGGAGGAAGAGGAUAGCGAGGCCUACCCGCUCAACCACACUCUCUCUGUGGAAGGCUUUUAGGGCCGGCUCCCACCUGGUGUCCUGUUCCCUGAAGCUGGGAUUUAAAAAUGAGCCUGGGAUGGAGCCUCAGAAUCAUAUCUGUUUGGAGCAGUUGUUCCAUAACUACACUUUCGAGAGAAAAAUGAGAAUUGCCAACUUCUUCCCUCCUUCCCUCCCACUCUCUUCCCUUCCCCAUCCCUUUCUUCCUUCACUCCUUCCCUCCCUCCCUUUGUCAUUCUACCCCCCAUUCCCUUUCCUUCACUUCUCCUUUUCUUUCCCCUUCCCCUUUCUUCUUUCCUUUCUCCCUCCCUUCUUCCCCUUCCCUUUUUUCCUCCUCCUGCCCUUUCUUCCUCCCUCUCUCUUUCUUAUUUUUUCCCAUUUCUGCUCCUUUUGGGGAGAGAAUUACAGGGAUUGUAGAGAUUGUAUUUUAUGCUAAGUGUUGCCAGAUCUGGGACCCAGUGCUCUCAUUUCUGCCGCGGCUCAGGCCUGGGAGAAGGCCCCUUCUCUCAAGGACCUGCUGCUUCACUGGAGCAGCAGUGCCCAGCAGUACUAGCGCCAGUUACACCCUCUGUCAUUUUGAGAUGUACGGGGUGCCCUGCGGGAAGGCGAGCCCUGCCAGCACUCCCCAGGGAGGAAGCCAAGGGCAGACCCAAUGCCAGAGACCUUGAGCUAUCUGUUCCCACAGUUGCUCCUUUGUUUGUUAUUCUCAGUGCUGGCCAGGUUUACAGUCUGGGCAGCUAAGUCUCAAGACCUGGGGCCUAGCAGAGU
Molecule: messenger RNA, 2805 nt
Organism: Loxodonta africana (African savanna elephant)
Lineage: Eukaryota; Metazoa; Chordata; Mammalia; Proboscidea; Elephantidae
Gene: POU2AF1
Product: POU class 2 homeobox associating factor 1
Exons: 5
Coding region: 1288-2058 (256 amino acids)
Biological process (GO): positive regulation of transcription by RNA polymerase II
Cellular component (GO): RNA polymerase II transcription regulator complex
Molecular function (GO): transcription coactivator activity; POU domain binding; DNA binding
Source: RefSeq, a predicted model, not a curated record